CAAUCACAUGACUCUUCCGUGAUGUUGAGGUACUUCCGCCUUGGUCAGUGAUCCACAUGGGCACAACUUCGCUCGUGUUUUCGCUCACAACUUAGCUUUUAAAACAUAGAUUCGUAUUUAUUCAGGACCAAAUAUGCAGUAUAUGCUAGCGCUUUUCGCAGCGGCCAGUUUGGUGGCCAGAAUAGCAGGGGACUGUGUUAUUGACACGGCAGAAGGACUGCAGGACAAGGAGAAGAAAUUGUUGGAGAGACUUGCCCCACUUACGAAAGCAAAUCAGUUGUUCAAGUUCAGAGAUAAUCCCUACAACUAUGAAUACAAAGCCAGGAUCUGUAACCCUGUAGAGUCCAGUAAGCCAGAUGCAGGCAUCAUACAGGUGGACAGGAAUGGCAGCGCUGAACACUCUCUGGGUAUGAUCAGUAAAGUCAACAUCAAGGCAGGCAACAACUGGAUGAUGUUGGAGUAUCGAGGAGGGGACAAGUACCACAGUCACUGUAAUGGCCUGGAGAGGACGUCUAUCAUCAUGAUAUUAUGUGACUCAUCUACAGUAGAGGGAACCAUGAGUAUUAUUGAAGAACACACAAGGAGCAAUGAAGAGGAUUGUUACUACUUGUUUGAACUGUAUAGCAAUGUGGUCUGUUCUGCCAAGUCUUCCAUACCCGGUGGUCUCAGUGUGGGCUCCGUACUGGUUCUUAUAUUUGUGGUUGUUGUCGGCUGCUACUUCCUGUUUGGGUUCCUGUACCAGCGCUUUGUGGUGGGCGCCAAAGGCAUGGAGCAGAUUCCUCACUUCAGCUUUUGGAAAGACUUCGGCAACUUGCAGGCUGACGGUUGUGAGUUGGUGUGUCGAACCCAGGAGGCAGGCCCUCCCAGGACGUACAAGGGCAUCGGGGACGACCAGCUAGGACUGGACGAUGAUGAUGAAAGAGACGACCAUUUACUACCCAUGUAGGGUUGCCACGGUGACAAGAUGUAAACAUUCUAGAUUGUAAACACCCAUGCAUAACGGUUGAUGCAUUGGUGGUUUUGUUAUCAGUUUUGUUUUACUUUUAGAAUAGACGUUGCUCAAGAAAUUAUGAUGAUAUUUCUUUCCUGGAUUUCUUUGUCCAGGUUGGUGUUAUGUUUUGUGGAAUAUUUUGUGAUUCACAUGUAAACAAAUAUACACAUUUGCAAUUUUUUUUUCACAGUAAAACAAAGGAAAAAAAUGAAAAGAAAUUUAGGCAUAUAGCUUCAUAGCAGGCUCUUAUGUGUACAUAUUAUUGAUGUUAUAAAUUUCCAACUAUAUAAGGUUGAUCAAAUUUGUAUGGACACAUAGUAUUCUGUGUUGUGUUAUGUAAACCAAGGCAAAUACUGGAUGUAAAUUUUAGUUGAAUUGAUAAAUCUUGAUCAUUCCACAAUAAUUGUUACAGAUAUGUGAUCAUAUAUUUGUACAGUUAGCAUCUGAUGUUGGUACUAGGUGGUUGCUUAUUCCAUAGAUACUUGAGAAGUUGUCUAUAUUUCUGAGUGAUAAUGAUCGUACCUGAAUUCCAUAUAGUUCUUGAUACCCAACCAUACACUAGAUUUUUUCUCUAUCCAGUGACAUUUACAAUAACAGUAAAUAAGUACAUGUCCUGCCUUUGGCAUCAGCAAAAAUUGUGCAAAGUACCAACUUAGAAAACCAAUGCUUUAACAUAAGAGCAUCUGUUUAGGAGGAAUUUCUCUUUCUCCAAGCUGAAAAUCUAUAUGCUUUGUAUACUUGUACACGUAUACAGAAAAGAUCUGUAAUAUAGCCUGGGUGUCAUCCUAGUUUAUUUUGUGUGGGAAUGAGAAUGGGAAACCUGGUAAACUAAAAAGAAUGGGACCCAGGUAAUCUGUAAUGCUAGUAGGCCAAAAUCGUCAGUUAUCAAAUGUUGUGUUUAGAAUAUGAAUAACUUGGACAAUCUCUGUAUACAGAGUAAUUCACUUAUCAUAUUAUAUUUGUAUGUCCUUGUGGUCUCUCCUCUUACUGACUAGCCCUAAAGUUAUCAUCAUAUCAUUUUGAAAUAGUACACUGUAUAAUGAUUAUGGUGUUUCCUUAAAAUGCAGUUUGACUUUGAAUGUAUUUAUUCCACAGCCAUCAUUUUCUUGUACAAUGCAAGUGUCUAAGUACCUUUGUGUACUACACAUCCUGGUACGUUAUACUAACAUGCCUGUCUCUAUAGUAGCAAGGUCAUUAAGACCUUAAGAAAAGAUCAGGGUCAUUGCUAUUUAAUCUGUGUGCACAAACUUGACUUUCUUGGAGAGAAUUUUCAGGGAAGUUGCGAGACAGAGUAGGUUGUUAACAUUAUCUUGUAACCCACCAUGGAUUUCUGUAGUCUCCAAGCAGACCCCACGGUGCCUUAGAGAUAGUAUCAAAGCUGGCCAAGGAGUAUAGCCGGCCAAAGGGAGUCAAACGGGCACCGGAGGGUGCCGCUAUACUAAGUCCCUCGCCAGCUUUUAUACUAUUUCUAAGGCACCGUAGGGUCUGCUUGGAGACUAGGAUUUCUGCCAGGGACUGAACUUUAUGUACAGAAGAUACAAAGAAAAGAAAAUUCUGCAUUCAUCUUGAAUUCUAUGAUAGCUUAGAAACUGAGAAACACAUGUCACCCACCCAUACAUUAAAAGAUUAGGUUUAAGUAAGUAAACAAGGGAUUGGUUUUUGCAUCAUGUAUUAGAAAGAAAGCUAAACUGUUUAUGACUUUGUUGAAAAUUGUAGUUUUAUGUAGACUAAGGUGUGAUUUUGUUGGUAAGACAUUAUUACUAGGGGUCAAAGGUUAACUGAUGACAGUUGUCUCAGAUGACCCAACUGUCACUACUGUGGUGAUGUCACAGUCUGCUGCUGUCAGGAAUAAAGUCAACAUUUUCUGUACAAA
This is a messenger RNA of Branchiostoma floridae (Florida lancelet), 2864 nucleotides long. RefSeq names its product cation-dependent mannose-6-phosphate receptor-like. The coding region runs from base 134 to 946 and encodes 270 amino acids. Gene Ontology annotation, cellular component: trans-Golgi network; Golgi apparatus; endosome. The transcript has 6 exons. The record is from RefSeq and is a predicted model, not a curated record. Gene Ontology annotation, molecular function: protein domain specific binding. Gene Ontology annotation, biological process: protein targeting to lysosome. Lineage: Eukaryota; Metazoa; Chordata; Leptocardii; Amphioxiformes; Branchiostomatidae.